AUGCAGAAUGGUCCAGAACAAAACUCUUUAAUCCAAACAAAUAACAAUUACGGAUCCAUCACUCGCCAUAGGGAAAACAGCGUAUCUAGUUUAAGGGGAAUUGUUUAUUGCGUACACGGGAAACCUAGCGCAGGAUGUUGCACCGUGUUAGAAGGAGAGGUGUUGGAACUUGAGGGAGAUUCCGCUAUUAACCCAAAGGCAAAUGCCGAUACAACAGAGCUUAUCAACAAGCACUGUCACCAAAACCAGGCGGCUGGAAUCGACAAGAGGGCCCGAAGGAAACUCAUCAUAGCCAGCGUGCUAUGCGUCGUCUUCAUGAUAGCGGAGAUCAUCGGGGGCUACCUGUCCAACAGCUUGGCCAUAGCUUCGGACGCCGCGCAUCUCUUGACCGAUUUCGCCAGCUUCAUGAUCUCCUUGUUCUCGCUGUACAUGGCCAGCAGGCCGUCGACAAAGAAGAUGUCCUUCGGCUGGUACAGGGCCGAAGUCAUCGGCGCUCUGACCUCCGUGCUGCUCAUUUGGGUGGUCACCGGGAUCCUGGUGUACAUGGCCGUGCAGAGGAUCAUCAACGAAACGUACGAGGUCGAUGCCGAAGUCAUGCUCAUCACCUCGGGGAUAGGAGUCGUUGUUAAUAUAAUAAUGGGGCUUACGCUGCACCAUCACGGCCACACUCACAGUUCUCAGAGCGUGGAGAGUGGCCAAGGCGCAUCGGAAAACAUCAACGUGAGAGCGGCUUUUAUUCACGUUGUAGGGGAUUUCCUGCAAAGUUUCGGUGUAUUUGUUGCAGCUAUCGUGAUAUACUUCAAAAGUAAUUUAAUGAUUGUUGAUCCGAUUUGCACGUUCAUAUUUUCCGGUUUAGUGUUGAUAACAACGUACGCCAUUAUCAAAGACGCUUUGAUGGUAUUAAUGGAAGCGAUGCCCAAAGGUAUUAAUUUCGAAGAAGUUAUGAACAUUUUGUUGAACAUAAACGGUGUUAUGAGAGUCCAUAACUUGAGAAUAUGGGCCUUGAGUUUGGAUAAGAUCGCUAUGUCGGCGCACGUUGCUAUAACUGCUGGAACAGACCCCCAAAGUAUUUUGAUGAUAGCAACCAAGAAUAUACACGAAAAAUACAACUUCUUCGAAAUGACUCUACAAAUUGAAGAUUUCCAGGACGCCAUGGAAGAUUGCACACAAUGCCAAAAUCCCGAUUAA
Molecule: messenger RNA, 1188 nt
Organism: Phyllotreta striolata
Lineage: Eukaryota; Metazoa; Arthropoda; Insecta; Coleoptera; Chrysomelidae
Source: the annotation of a GenBank genome assembly